AUAAGAAUCUUAGAAAGAUAAUUUUUAUAAAUAUUGCUGAGUAAUUUAUCUUAUUUUGCAUUAUAACGUACAAUAACUUUAUAUUUGAUAUUUAUAUAAAAAAUUAUUGUUUGAUAAAAUGGCUAAAAAAAUUAAACAAGAAUUGCUGGAAACUGGUGAGACAUUACAUUGCUGCCCUCAAUGUCCAUUUAAAUCCGAAAGACUAAAAACUACAAAAGUUCACAUGCUCCGUCAUUCAGAAGAGUUUACUUGUAAAAAAUGUAAAAAAUCAUAUAGAUCGGAAAAGGAUUUGAGAAGCCACAUGAAAAAUAUUCACAAAGAUUCAGAAAUGUAUGCAAAACAGCUGAUGAAGAAAGAACAACAGAGUGAGGUCAUGAAACUACAAAAAAAUAGCCUUAGACAUCGCCAAGAAUUGCAUAGUGGCAAAUUCCGUUGUAAUUACUGUGAAUACACAACAGAUCGUCAAAUACUUUUAAAUCAGCAUUGUAAAUAUCACAUGAACUCCUCCGUAAUAAAACACUUGUGUCCAGCGUGUUUCAAACCAUUCCCCUCUCCUUACCACGUUAAGAGACAUAUCCAUUAUAAUCAUCCCGAUACAAUAUACUCAUUAAUAAAACUUGAACCAAAAAAAACAGAAGGAGUUACACUAAAAAAAAAUACGAGGAAAAAAAAUAUAAUUGAGUCAUCACGGGAAUCAAUAAAAUCAAAGGUAAUGAGGACAAAUGAAACUAAGAGCGAAGCGGUCUACCUCAAUACUGAAAAACACUCGAAGAAUGUCUACCAAUGUGCCAAUUGUAAAUAUAAUACAACACAAAAAAACCAUCUGAGGCAACAUAUGACUUAUCACAGCUCAAAACACCUUUGUGAAAUUUGUAAAAAAGCAUUUCCGUGUUCAAAAAGACUACAAUUACAUGUGGAGCGUAUUCAUUCGAAGGAAAUAUUAGAGAAAAGUGAAAGUGUCUUACAAAAAAAAUCUCUGACAAGCUUAUGGGGUUUUGAUUUAAGUGAUUUUGGUAUAGAUGCCAUAGUACUUAACGAUGAAAUAGAGCAAAAUGCAAUUACCAACUCUCCAAAUAUAUUUCCGCCAGAUUUCAAUAUUCAAACAGAAUUGCCCUCUGAAAUUGAAAAUCCUUAUUCUUGCCCAUUUUGCUCAUAUCGCGGUAAGAAAAAAAGAAAUUUGGAUUCACACAUGGUUUAUCACACAGACAAAUUUAAAUGCAAUACUUGUUCAAAGCGUCAUCCAACUUUAUAUCACUUGAACCGUCAUAUUCGAUUAGUGCAUUUUGGAGGUUCUGUAGAAAAUUUUACUGAACGUACUAAGGAAAUUGAUAUCAAUAAACAAUAUGAAUAUAGUCUUCCGUUCAAUCUAACACAUUUAAUGACUGUUGAAGCAACUGAAGACAUUAAUGGUACUAUCAAACUUGAACCAAAUUCUGACUAUGAAAAUGAAAAACAUCAAGUUUUUGUACAACACAAAAAUUCUAUUUCAAUAAAAAAAAAUGAACGAUAUUUUUCACCAAAAAAUUAUUUUGAAACUAGUUUGAAAAAUGAAAUCCAAUAUUUUGUCGAAAAUGAUGGAAAGAAAAUCUUUUUUUGUUCAGACUGUCCAUAUCAAAAUGCAAAAAAACAAAAUGUUAAGCAACAUAAAAAGAUCCACACACUUCAAUAUGCUUGCCACAAUUGUGGCAAAGGACAUACAACGUCAUAUCAUCUGAAAAGACAUAUAAGUAAUUGCCAAAACUAACAAAAAUAAAAUAAUUUAGGAUAGAUGAACACGCAACGACCUUUUAAAAUCAUUUAAAGUUUAUUUUACAUCUUGAAUAAUUUCUUACAAUAUACGAUUUUUGAAAUAGUUAAAUUUAUAAAAAUACAUACGUUAGUCUUUAAAUUAAAUUUAUUUUUAUAAAUUAGAAUAAUAUAUUAUAAAAUUAUAAAUGAAAUACAAAUAAAAGUAAAAAGUAAAUGUAAAACCUCUAUUAGACCAGUUGUUUGUAAAAUAUGUCAUUAUCCAUGUUAUAUCAGGCUGUUUUGUUAUUGAAA
This is a messenger RNA of Culicoides brevitarsis, 2040 nucleotides long. Its product is annotated as zinc finger protein 845-like. Lineage: Eukaryota; Metazoa; Arthropoda; Insecta; Diptera; Ceratopogonidae. The record is from RefSeq and is a predicted model, not a curated record. The coding region runs from base 119 to 1744 and encodes 541 amino acids. Gene Ontology annotation, biological process: regulation of transcription by RNA polymerase II. The transcript is spliced from 2 exons. Gene Ontology annotation, molecular function: DNA-binding transcription factor activity; RNA polymerase II cis-regulatory region sequence-specific DNA binding.